This is a messenger RNA of Caenorhabditis briggsae, 1416 nucleotides long. The coding region runs from base 1 to 1416 and encodes 471 amino acids. Gene Ontology annotation, biological process: positive regulation of ceramide biosynthetic process; lipid metabolic process. The record is from RefSeq and is a predicted model, not a curated record. Lineage: Eukaryota; Metazoa; Nematoda; Chromadorea; Rhabditida; Rhabditidae. Gene Ontology annotation, cellular component: mitochondrion. The transcript is spliced from 5 exons.
AUGCCGUCCAACCGGUGUGCUCAUCAAAUGAGCGCAAAGAAGAAGGCUGAAAGAGUGGAUAGUAUGAUAACAUUCCUAAAAUCUGCAGUUCAAUCACAGAAAGAGAAAAGCGUUCAACCAGAUCAAGCACCUGGAAAUGCAAUGAUGACAGCAAAACUUCUGGAAUUGUGGUCUGUUCCUCAAUCAACAAUCACUGAAAUGCGUCUUCUUUUGACACUUGGAGCUGAUCCAGCGCCUUUAUUAAAAGAUGAUAUUGGAGAGAAAAUUUUGGCGGAUCGUAUGGAUAAUGGAAGUGUUUGUGAAGAGUGUGCUUCAAAAUUCAAGGCGUUUCUUGAGUUUUCCGGUACAAUUUUUGAGGAAAUGUUUGAAAGAACUCCAAUUCAAAUCAAUAAAUCCAAGAAAGUGGACGGAGUUAUGGCGCUGUGCUUAGAUGGUGGAGGAAUGAGAGGAUUGGUUUCAGUUGUGUGCCUGUUAUACGCUUCUCGACGUCUUCUAGGAGAUGAAUCCCUUCCAAAUCUAUUCGAUUGGUUCAUUGGAACAUCAACUGGAAGUAUGCUAGCACUCUCCAUGGUAAACAAGAAGUCAAUCAGUGAAUGUUUCUUCCAAUAUUGGGACAUGAAAAGUCAAAUCUUUCUCCGAGGAAGCACUGUAAAACGUCUUCUUGGUGAUCAGGUAGCUGUUCAAACAAAGAACAUCGACAAAGUUUUGGAAGAAUGCUUCCCGACAGAAACACUUCAAGCCUGCUCGACUCGAUUGACAAUCCCUGCAUUGGAUAUCAGUACUGCACCAGCUAGACUUCAUAUCUUCAGAAACUACUCAUUCACCAAGCCAUUCGGUGUCUCUUUGAACGAAGAUCAGGACAUUUUGUUCAGAGAAGCUGCAAGAGCAAGCAGUGCUGCACCGACAUACUUUGAACCUUUUGUUUAUGGAACCAAAGUUUUGGUUGAUGGAAGUUUUGUAGCCAAUUAUCCACUCAAUGUUUUGUUCAAGGAAUACGAUAGCUUCUCCAGACAUCAAAACCCUCUCCAUCUCGCAGGAGUUCUUUCAAUUGGAACCGGAGAACCAGCUCUUGCCGAGAGAAAAUACAAAAGUGGAAAAAGUAUCAAAGCAAAAGCAAUGAACAUCGGACACUUGUCAACAUUGAUUCUGGAACAAGUAGUGGGUCAAGAUCUGACAGCUGUUGAGAUGGCACAAGAGAGAUGCCACGCACACAAUAUUCCGUUCAAUCGAUUGAGUCCAAAAGGAAUCGCAGUGCGAAUCGAUCAAAUUGAUGAUGCCAAAUUAAUGGAAAUGAUUUGGACCACUCUUAUGUAUUUAACUGAAAAUGUUCAUGAAAUCGAUCAACUGGGUGAAAUGAUCUACAAACUGAAAUCGGAUCCAACCGAACGAAAACGUCGAAGUAAUACGGUUCUCUGA